Messenger RNA from Gavia stellata (red-throated loon), 2148 nucleotides. RefSeq names its product adenylate kinase 7 (gene AK7). Gene Ontology annotation, cellular component: cytoplasm. Bases 1 to 2148 code for a protein of 715 amino acids. Gene Ontology annotation, biological process: nucleobase-containing compound metabolic process. The record is from RefSeq and is a predicted model, not a curated record. The transcript has 18 exons. NCBI's taxonomy places the organism in Eukaryota, Metazoa, Chordata, Aves, Gaviiformes, Gaviidae. Gene Ontology annotation, molecular function: ATP hydrolysis activity; ATP binding; AMP kinase activity.
AUGGCGGCGGGGCGGCCGCGGAGCCGGCGGGUCUUCCUCAACCACCUCGACUCCUACUGCGGCCGCAGCAUCGGCGAGUAUUUAUCCAGGUGUGUUGUGGGGGCAUCGCUUGAAAGCAUAGGAGAAGAAGAGGAAGAUGAAAAUAAUUCAGCUGCUGAAGUUCCUAGUAGGCCAAAGGAGGGAGUCUAUCAAAUAGUGGGUACCCUUUCUAAACCAGAGAGUACUAAACCAUGUUUUGCAGAGGAAACAUAUGCAGUCUCUUCUCAAAAAGAGCUCUUAAGUCAUUUGCUUGAGUGUGAGAUUGUUUUAUACAAUAUCACUGAGGAUACAAGUCAAAUUGAGGAAGCAACAUGGGCUGCUUCUGCUCUACAUAUGGAAAUAGAGCAUUUUACAACACCGAAGUUAUUCAUCCUCAUUUCAACAAUAAUGAGCUGGGCAAAAAGCAAACCCCCUGACCCUGAAGAUCCUGAGAUUCCUUUUACUGAUGAAGAUUAUCGCAGAAGAAAAUCUCAUCCUAACUUUAUGGAUCACAUAAAUGCUGAAAAACUCAUUCUCAAAUUUGGGAAAACUAACAAACAUAAAUUUUCAACUUAUGUUGUUGCCUCAGGACAUCAAUAUGGAGCUGGGGAAGGAGUCUUGCACUACUUUUUUAAGAUAGGUUGGCUUAGUGAGACUCCUGCAAUACCUGUUUUUGGAGAUGGAAACAAUUUUAUCCCAACCAUUCAUGUUCUUGAUUUAGCAGCAGUGUUACAAAAUGUAGCAGACCACAGGCCAAGGUCUCACUAUAUACUUGCAGUAGAUGUAUCAAUGCACACUCUUGAAGAAUUAAUAAAGUGUAUCAGUAAAAAUGUUGGACCAGGAAAAAUUGAGAAGAUUCCAAAAGAAAAUGCAUUCCUGAGCAAAGAGUUAACACAAAUGCAUUUGGAUAUGUUGCUUGUGAACCUGCGAAUGGAACCUAUGUUUCUGAAAGAGGCUUUCAACAUUAAAUGGGUUGCUCAGGCAGGACUGGUGGAGAACAUUGAACAAAUCGUCAAAGAAUACAAGCAAAGUCGAGGAUUACUGCCUCUCAAAGUUUGCAUUCAUGGUCCUCCUGGGGUUGGCAAAUCUACCAUUGCUGAAGAGCUCUGCAAACACUACAAGCUACAUCACAUUAAGAUAAAUGAUGUGAUUUCUGAAACAAUAGCAAAUCUGGAGAAAGUUGUGGGUCCUAAAGAACUGGACACUGACAGUGUGGAAGAAGAGGGAGAAGAUGAUGAAAAGGAGGAGGGUAAAAAUGUAGAAGCAGCACGCGAGUUAUUAGCUGGAAUAAAAGAAAGCAUGGAGCAGAACAGAGGUCAUCUAGAUGAUCAGUAUGUUGUUAAAUUUGUGAAGGAUAAGCUCAAAUCUAUGCCUUGUAGGAAUCAGGGAUAUGUUUUAGAUGGGUUCCCAGAAACCUAUGACCAGGCAAAAGAUCUUUUUAAUUUGGAAAGUGAAGAUGAAGAAGAAGAAAUUAAAGGCAAAAUACCUAAAUCUGAUAAAUUAAUCACACCUGAAUUUAUUAUUUCUUUGACCGCAUCUGAUGAAUUCCUUAUAAACAGAAUAAUAAAUCUGCCAGAGAGAAUUGUUGCUGGAACUCAUUAUACCCAGGAUCGGUUCCUGCAAUCUCUGAAUCUCUUCAGAGAGUUAAACACAGAUGAUAAGACUGUUCUCAACUAUUUUGAUGAACUUGAAAUACAUCCUCAGUUUAUUGAUGUAGCCAAAUUUGAAGAUCCUGAGAACAGAUUUAUUGUAAAAAAGAUCAUCAAAGAAAUUGGGGAACCUCGGAAUUAUGGUUUGACAGAUGAAGAAAAGGAGAAUUUGGAACGCAAAGCAGCUGAGGAACGCCUUGUCAAAGAAGCUCAAGUAAAAGCUGAACAAGAGCGUAAAGAAGCUGAGGAAAGGGCUGAAAGGAUGGCAAACUGGGAAGAGUGGAAUAAACAUCUGGAGGAAGUGAAAAUACAAGAACGGCAGUUGUUGGAGGCCCAGUCCAUUCCACUACGAAACUAUUUAAUGAAGAAUGUCAUGCCGACACUUAUGCAAGGAAUAAAUGAAUGCUGUAGGAUCAGGCCAGAUGAUCCAGUCGAUUUUCUGGCAGAAUAUCUCUUCAAGAACAGUCCUGAUAUUGAAUGA